Penicillium mononematosum is the source of this 1035-nucleotide messenger RNA. RefSeq names its product EBP2 family rRNA-processing protein. Lineage: Eukaryota; Fungi; Ascomycota; Eurotiomycetes; Eurotiales; Aspergillaceae. Gene Ontology annotation, biological process: rRNA processing; ribosomal large subunit biogenesis. The record is from RefSeq and is a predicted model, not a curated record. The transcript is spliced from 2 exons. Gene Ontology annotation, cellular component: preribosome, large subunit precursor; nuclear periphery; nucleolus. The coding region runs from base 1 to 1035 and encodes 344 amino acids.
AUGGUAAAGCGCAGCAAGUUACUCCAGGCUCUCGAUGCCCACAAGGGCCGCGAUUUCGACGCCGAGAAGCAGAAGAAAUUGAUCAAGGCCGCCGAAAAGAAGAAGGCUAAGAAGGCUGCUGUUGCCGCCCCCGAGGACAAGAUCAUUGAGGAGGAGAAGGAGGAGAAGGAAGAAGAGGAAGAGGUCGACCAGGACGAGGAGAUGGAAGAUGAGGAGGAAGAGGAAGAGGAAGAGGAAGAAGAUAUCCCACUCUCCGAUCUCGAAGAAGAUGAGCGCGAGGAUGUGGUUCCUCACCAGCGUUUGACGAUCAACAACUCUGCCGCUAUCCUCUCCGCCCUCAAGCGCAUUUCCUUCAUCGGCCCCAACACUCCAUUCUCAGAGCACAACUCCCUAGUCUCGAAAGAGCCCAUCGAGAUCGAAGACGUCCAUGACGAUCUGAACCGUGAAUUGGCCUUCUACAAGGUCUGCCAGGCUGCUGCUACACAGGCCCGUGGUCUGCUGAAGAAGGAGGGCAUUCCCUUCACGCGGCCGGGCGAUUACUUCGCGGAGAUGGUGAAGAACGACGAGCACAUGAACUUGAUCAAGAAGAAGCUUUACGAAGAGGCUGCCUCAAAGAAGGCUUCUGCUGAGGCGCGCCGCCAGCGUGAUCUGAAGAAGUUCGGCAAGCAGGUCCAGAACUCCAAGUUGCAGCAGAGACACAAGGAGAAGCGUGAGAUGUUGGAGAAGAUCAACACCUUGAAGAAGAAGCGCAAGGCUGACGGCUCUGCCCCUACCGACGACUCCAAUGAUAUGUUCGACAUUGCCAUUGACGAGGCUAGCCAGCCCGAGAAGAAGCGUAGCCGUGGUGAUGGUCCCGGUAACUCGAAGCGCCAGAAGAAGGAUGCCAAGUUCGGAUUCGGAGGCAAGAAGCGCCAUGCUAAGAGCGGUGAUGCCAAGUCCAGCGGUGACCUGAGCAACUUCUCCGCUAAGAAGAUGAAGGCUGGCGCAAAGCGACCCGGCAAGAGCAAGAGAGUCCAAGCCAAGGGACGCAACUAA